Hevea brasiliensis (rubber tree) is the source of this 1708-nucleotide messenger RNA. Its product is annotated as ethylene-responsive transcription factor-like protein At4g13040. NCBI's taxonomy places the organism in Eukaryota, Viridiplantae, Streptophyta, Magnoliopsida, Malpighiales, Euphorbiaceae. Gene Ontology annotation, molecular function: DNA-binding transcription factor activity; DNA binding. The record is from RefSeq and is a predicted model, not a curated record. Bases 653 to 1351 code for a protein of 232 amino acids. Gene Ontology annotation, biological process: regulation of DNA-templated transcription. The transcript is spliced from 7 exons.
GUUUGGUUUAGUUGGUGUGUCAACUCUCAGCAGGUCAGGGGCAUUUUGCUUUUGUGGGCCUAGAAAGGGAGCAGGAGCUGUGCUUUCUCGUGUUGGGCUUUGUUGGUUUCUCUUAGAUUUUUUUUUUUUAAUUUCCUUUUCUCUUUUAGCGUCAGGGUUUUAGUCAUUCGCCUUCAUCUAAUCCUCCAUGAAAGGUGGUAGGUUGAUGGGGGUUGACUUCUUUUCCAAGGAGAGAGAGAGAGAGAGAGAGAGAGAGAGAGAAUUGGAAUUCUUCGUAACCAAGUCUUUGGGCGUUUUUGUUGGUUUCUUCUAAAUUCUAUAAUUCUAAUCCCCGUUUAGUGCUAUGAGUGGUGUGGGUUUUCUCUAUUGCCAAUUUAUCAACACACGAAUUUUCCUGUUUUUUCUUUUGCUUGGCUGUUGCUGGGCUUUCUGUCACCCUGCCUUUUGUUUGCGGUCGAUUGUCUUCUGUUAUUAAAGGAUUCUUGAGCCAAAGAAGUUGUGUUUUUCCUUUCUUGUUCACAUUCUGUAAAUUGAAUGUGGGAAUGGAUUAUUUGUAAUUGAUCUUGCCUUCUUUGAUCCAAGGAGCAAGGUGAUAAAUGCUAAAGGCUGUCGUCUAAGCCAUUGUGGACUGAGACAAAGACUGUAAUCCUCAAUGGUUAGCUUACGAAGGCGUAAACUCUUGGGACUGUGUGCUGGGAGAAGUUCUUUCUUGACUCCACUUCCUCGAUUUUUUGAUCAUGGAACAGCUCCUUUAAGCUCUACUCAGAAUGCCAGGUUUGUCAGUGUACAUCCUCUGCCGUCAGAUGAUGUCAAGCAGCCAGGGGAGAAAAGCAUUUUCAAAGUAGGAGCUGGUUUGUCAAAUGUGUCAGCUUCUAGCUCAUCAAAAGAGCAGCAAUCUCAACCGUAUCCAGGGCAGCCAGUUAAACGCAGAAAGCGACACAGGAGAAAGCAUGUUCAAAACCAGGAACCAUGCCUGAUGAGAGGUGUGUACUUCAAAAAUAUGAAAUGGCAGGCAGCAAUUAAAGUUGACAAGAAGCAAAUCCACUUGGGGACUGUUGGUUCACAAGAAGAGGCUGCCCAUUUGUAUGACAGGGCUGCCUUCAUGUGUGGGAGGGAACCCAACUUUGAGCUUCCUCAGGAGGAGAAGCAAGAACUUGGAAAAUUCAAAUGGGAUGAAUUUUUGGCAAUUACUCGCAGUGCAAUUAAUAAUAAAAAACACAAGAGACGGAAUGGAGCUGAGUUGCACAAGAGAUCUGAACCCGAAUUGCAGAACGGUGACUGGGAUGACAAGCAAGGAGCCAACAGCUUUUCAGCUUCAGAAGAUGUGGAGCCAGACUCAUCCACCUCCUGAAUAUUUUGGUUUCGGAAAUGAGGCUGAAUAAUCCUUUUCUAACAGUGGAGCUUUAGCUUGUCCUCCAUUUUUGCUGUACAAAGUCCCCUAUUAGGACAGAUGAUGGUAGACAUCAUCUUUUAGCAAGCAGAUCUUUACACUUUUAACUCAAUAAAGAGACAGAAAGCGCAAAUAUUAAAUGGCUGCCACUGUCUGCAAUCACCAUCAUCUGCAGACCCUCUUAAAUACAUAGCUAUACUUGGUUACUUGUCUUUUAUAUUUUUCUUCUUUUCCUUUUUGGGCCUCCAUUGUGAAUGUUGGAAAACAGCAGAAUUUCUUUGCACAAUAGUUCCAAUGAGUAUCAUUAAUGGAUCAUCA